UUGGAAUCUCUAUUUCACUAGUAUUGCAAGGUUGAGCCUCCUCAUGUCUAGAUGCAUAGAUGGUAGAAAGCAGUUCAAGCUCCAUUCAGGACUAGCAGUGGCAUUCAUAACAGGUGACAUGUCUUAACCCAAGAACAGUACUUGGCACACUGUCAAAACGUGUUUUCAACCUGUAAAGGUUACCUGGCUUCUGCUUAUAACUGAUCAUUUCCUGAAAUAGGGAAAAUGGAGAGCCAUCAGUCACUUUUUAUAGCAUUGUAUAUUGAGAAGAAUUAUUGAUUGUGAACAUCUACUGCGGCUUGUUCAAACAGAUGAUGCAGUUUUUCCAUAUGUCAUACUUAGGGGCUGUCCAGUUCAGGGAUUGUUUUCACAUUGGUGGUAGGAAGGAGUGAAAGGUUGCUGUAGCUGCAUGGCCACACUGCUUUGAAAGAGCAGAGGCACAGAAAUACUGAAAACUCUACUUGGUGGAAGAGACUUUCUGGAAUUUUUUUUUUGCAGUCUUGCCUAUGAAUUGAAAUGUGCAGUGUUGCUGUGUUUGGAAAGCACAGCUUCAUGUGCUGUUACAAACUAGCAUUCCAGCUUGCUUGAAAACAACAACAAAAUGCUUUCCAAGUACUACUUCUGUUUUAAUGAGAGAUCUGUAGAAUUCUGGAGGAUGAACUGCUGGAACCCACCUCUGGGAAUGAAACAAAGAUGUCUUUAGUAGCAGAGUAGUUUAUGGGUAAGUACACCUGUGCUUUUAAAAACUCAGUGUUUCUCUGGAGUUUUGGCCUGGAUUAAUAUGGGUCAUGUGAGAUGUGCCUUAAGACAGUGUUUCUAGUGUUGAGAGCUACUUGCUGUAACUGUAUGUUCUGUUAAAAAAAGGCAAUUACUCAUCAUUCCCAACCUGUGUGCUCAUUUAGUUCUGACUCCCAAGAAAUGCUGUUGCCUGGCUUUGUAAUAGUCAGGGGGUUUUGUUGGAGAUCUUCAGCUGGGUUUUGACUAUUUUAAUUUAGAUUGUGAAGUUUCAAAAUGUUCUUCCCCAACAUCUCAUAAAGUGCCCCGCACCCCUGGGAAGCAACUCCCCCAUUAGCUGAGAGAGGUGGUCCAGAUUGUUGCUCCCGGUGACUUAUCUUGAUGGGUUUCAUGCCUGGGCAGUGGGACUAAACCUGUCCUGGGAGAGCCCUGGGAGGCAACCAGGCAGAGUGUCCCUUCCCUUGAGUCCCUAAUUUGGCUUCCUGCCUACCACUGUGCUCCUCUGCUCCUCUGGACUUGCAAAGACAGGCCUUUGAUGGGCUGGUGACUCUCCUGUGAUGCUCCUGGGAGCAUCGCAACAGGGUGUUAUUUGGGCUUCCCCCUUCCACUGUCUGUGCUCCUUUGGGGGCAUGUGGAGGAGCUUUUGUUGAGGAAGAAAUAUGAAACAAAGCAUCAGAUACUGGGGUGAAGGUAAGGACAGCGAGAGGACAAAGAGGAGCUUGAUGUCUUUGAAAAAUCUGUUAAUCCACUGAGCUUCCAGCUUUCUCCUGUGAUCUCUGGAAGCAGGACUGCUGCUGGGGAUCAUGUCCUCUCCUGAUGGUAGAACUACUGUCCUGCAGUCAGGAAGUAGAAGAGCAGCACAGGCAUAGAUUUCGUGUAAUUAUCUUGAGCAUUGCUCUUGUCCUGCAAAAAACUUGCUGUUUCUUGACACUGUAGUACUUCCAUGUGAGACAAAUCUAUGGAUCACAAGUCCUCAGUGAAAUUUCUGUGCAAGUUAUUCAGUGCAUACUGUAUUUUCAAGCCUGUGUGUUGUACUUUGAAGGUGAUAAAUCCUAGGGGAUUGGAAUGAUCUGCUUUGGCUCUGAAUUCUGUGCUCUAAGUUUGAUUUUCCUAUCAAUUGCCUUCCCCAUCCUGUGUGUAAAGCUUUUGUGAGGAUUUUUUUUCUUUCCAUGAACGCAAUAUCACAUCUUUUCUUUGCUGUUCUCCUUUGUGCUGAGUCAAGGAACUUUUUCAGGGAAUCCACAUUUUCUGCACAGACCAGUGUCUGUUGUCCCUCUGUUAUUCCACCUCUUGCCCUGGUAUUUUUCAUAUUAAAACCUAACAUACCGAUAACACAAAAUUACACAUCAGCUCUGCCUCUUCUGCCUUCCCUGUUGUUCCAUCCACUGUUUUGAUGCUCCUGCUUGCAUUUUCCUAUUAAGUCUUUACUAAAGUUUAAGACAAACCAGGUAAUGAAAUGUCAGCUGCUUUUUAAAGCAUAUUGAUUGUAUGUAUUCUUACUGCCUUUCUUUUCCCAAGCAGGUUCUCUGUAUUCUGAGCAGCUGUCCCAUUCUGGACACCAAAGUAAUGCCUUAAUUUCAGUGAUUGUCUGCAAUGUACGAGAGCAAUAACCAAGAUAAGCUGAUACUUCAGCAGAUAUAAAUAGUUGGAUUUAAAAAGCUUUAUCUCCUGACAGUGCUGAAAUCUUGUGAUUGGCACAUUUCCAGUUCACUGAAGUCUAAGCACAGACAGGAUUAUUGUGAGGCUGCUGGACAGUCAAGGUACUAGAGCAAAAUAGGUGAAGGUUAAACCCCCAGAAAUUUAAAAUAACUGUCUCCCAGUAAAGACUUAAAGGAGGCUCACGGUCACAGAGUAUUCUCAGGUGUCACAUUACAGUGGUGAUUGUACUGAGAAGCCAGGACUGGGAGCGUUGACUUCUCCAUGAGCUAGAUCCUGGGAGUGAAUGGUGAUGUGUGGGGAGAUGGGGAAGUUUUGAAUGAGUGGAGGUGUCCUCACAUGUGAGAUUCUCCCUGCAGCUUCCCUUUCCACUUGGUUGUGAUCAAAGUUUCCUUGUUCUGCUUAUGGAUGAGCAAAGUUAGGGAAGUGUCAUACUCAAACACAGGCUGAGUACAGUGUGUACAAACAGGGUGCACCUGCAUGCACAGCUGAUGGGAAGGGCUUGCUCCUGCAUUCUUCACCAGAGGGGAAAGUGGGCAAAAGUCUUGUGUAGCUUUAAAUCAGUUUAAUAUCAACUGGGAUCAAACCCUUAAAAAUUCAUUAGCUUAAGCACAGUACAGGGUUAACACAGAAUAUCAUAGUUGAGUUCAGGUUGUGCUGGUGCUUUAAAUAAAUCUUUUCUCCUUCACUUUCUGAAUUUCUUCUCAUUUUAACCCUGAAUAUAUACCUGGAUUUGUGGGUAACAUCAAUAUCCCUGUAAAACUUUCGGUCCUGAAAUUACUUCUUCCUAUGGUUAACUGCUGCUGCCUUAAUUUGGUUGUAUUUUAUGACCCCUGUUCAGUCCUUAUGAAACCAGACCCAAGUUUGGUGCAUUUUAAAAGCUGAACAAAAUGGUAGUUAGCAAUUGAAAAUUGUUCACUCGUGUCUUGUAAAGGGGGAGAGAUUAUCAAGUCCUGUGUAUACAUAUCAUAUCUUGUAUUUUUAUUAUCCAUAUUUCUGGGCAAAGGAUUUCUUGGCCAAUUUAAAAUAAAAUGUAGGGAUUAGAUUUGUGAGUGCCCAGAAAUGCCCAGAGGGGAGGGUUCAGCUAUGUGACGUGUGAAAUACCAAAGAGGCAGCCCUGAGGGUUUCUCUCCUGCCAAGUAGUAAACUUCAGAGGGAAAAAGGGAGAGGGAAUGUAAGCAAACCUCAGUGCCUGCUCCAUGGCUGGCAGUUAAUAAAGUGGAGAAGAUGAAUGAACCAUACUCUGAAGAAGUCCAGGAUUUCUAUACAUCUGACCUCAGGACACCCACACCAAAGCAAGUGAAUAUUUGGCCACAGGCUGAAAGGAGCAGCAGCAGCUCUGGAGUUUCCUUUUCUUGCCCACAUGUCUGUCUUUGCCUCCUCCUGUUGUGCCUGAUAGGCUGUGUGCUGGGACAUCCUCAGUGUCUAGAUUAUGGGCCACCUUUCCAGCCCCCUUUUCACUUGGAGUUCUGCUCUGCCUAUGAAAAAUUUGGCUGCUGUGACCAGGAGAGAGACAACAGCAUUGCAGCAAAAUACUGGGAUAUCAUGGAUUACAUUGAUCCCCGGGGGCAUAAGCUGUGUGGAACAUACAUCAAAGAUAUCCUGUGUCAGGAAUGUUCUCCGUAUGCUGCACACCUCUAUGAUGCAGAAAACCCUCGGACACCUCUAAGAAGCCUCCCAGGGCUCUGCUUUGACUACUGCUCCGAGUUUCAUUCCCACUGCCGCUCUGCCAUCCGCCUGCUGACGCGCGACAAGCACAUCCAAGAAUGCUGCGAGACAAACAGAACACGCUUCUGCAACCUCCUCCAACUGCACGACGAGGACUACUGCUUCCCCAACGUGCUGAGAAACACGGCCCUCAACUACAACCUGGGCUCCGUGGUGGAGGACCAGGGAGGCUGUAUCCAGCUCUGCCUGAGGGAGGUUGCCAACGGCCUGCGGAACCCGGUGCUCAUGGUGCAUCCCAACGACCGCUCCCACCGCCUGUUCGUGGCCGAGCAGGUGGGCGUCGUCUGGGUCUACCUGCCCGAUGGCAGCCGGCUGGAGGAGCCCUUUCUGGAUAUUAAAAGUAUAGUGCUGGCUACGCCAUGGCUAGGGGAUGAGAGGGGUUUUCUGGGGAUGGCUUUUCACCCCAAGUACAAGUACAAUGGGAAGUUUUAUAUCUAUUACUCAUACAUGGAUAAGAACCGAGUGGAAAAGAUCAGGAUCAGCGAAUUGAAGGUUUUGGCGUCUGAUGCCAACAAAGCUGAUCCACGCUCUGAAAGGAAUCUUUUGGAGCUUGAGGAACCAGCUGCAAAUCAUAACGGUGGGCAGCUGCUCUUUGGUGUAGAUGGCUAUAUGUAUCUAUUCACAGGGGAUGGAGGGAAAGCUGGAGACCCUUUUGGAAAAUUUGGAAAUGCUCAGAACAAGAGUACUUUGUUGGGGAAAGUUUUGAGGAUCGAUGUGGAUGGAAAAAGUCCUGAUGGAAAGCCUUACCGCAUCCCUCCUGAUAACCCGUUUGUGUCUGAUCCCGAGGCCCGCCCCGAGGUUUAUGCUUAUGGGGUCAGGAACAUGUGGCGCUGUGCAGUUGACAGAGGGGACCCUGUCACAAAAAAGGGAAGAGGGAGGAUAUUCUGUGGGGAUGUCGGGCAGAACCGGUUUGAAGAAAUUGACCUCAUUGUUAAAGGAGGGAACUACGGCUGGAGAGCGAAGGAGGGAUUUGAAUGCUACGACACAAAGCUUUGCCACAAUUCCUCUUUGGAUGACGUUCUCCCAAUAUUUGCAUACGGCCGCAGUGUGGGGAAGUCAGUUACUGGAGGUUAUGUCUACAGAGGAUGUGAAUCGCCCAACUUGAAUGGCCUUUAUAUUUUUGGUGAUUUCAUGAACGGUCGACUUAUGGCUUUACAGGAAGAUGAGAAGACAAAUAAGUGGAAGAAGCAGGAUAUCUGCAUUGGCAGCACAACAGCUUGUGCUUUCCCUGGAAUGAUCAGUUCUUACAGCAAAUUCAUCAUCUCAUUUGCUGAGGAUGAAGCAGGUGAGCUGUAUUUUAUGUCUACUUCUUAUCCCAGUGCCUAUGCACCACAUGGAUCGCUCUACAAGCUUAUUGAUCCUGCAAGGAGAGCUCCACCUGGGAAGUGUAAAUACAAGCCUGUUCCAGUGAAAACAAAGAGUAAGCAGAUACCGUUUGUUCCACGUGCAAAGACUGUCCUUGAGCUGCUUAAUGAGCCUUCAACAGCCAAGCCUCCAAAAAAAUCUUCUACCCUUCCUGCAGCCAUCCCAGCUGUUUCUUCUAAGAAAGCAAAUAAACCCCCAUCCACCAAAAUAAAAGCAUCAACAGUACAACCAGCUCCAUCUGGUAAAGAGAGAAAGAGAAUCAAAGCUGAGGCUAAACCUCACAAGCCAAGGCAGGGACAAAAGGUUGCACACAGCUCCAGAACUACACCAGCACCACCUUUGCCUAAAAGGAAGAGCUCCCACCUAGCCAGACCCAAGAAGGUUCUUCCGAAGAACGCAGCACUAGCUAAGGGAAAACUGGAGAAGAGGAGGAAGAAGCAGCUUUUGAAGCUUAGUGAUGUACCAGAAUAAGCAAGUCACUUGUAAGAUGGUGAAACAAAUGUCUUGAAUAGUGACCAAAUAAAAGAGAAUUUGACUGACUUA
This is a messenger RNA of Pseudopipra pipra, 6027 nucleotides long. It is a transcript of the gene HHIPL2, whose product is annotated as HHIP like 2. NCBI's taxonomy places the organism in Eukaryota, Metazoa, Chordata, Aves, Passeriformes, Pipridae. The record is from RefSeq and is a predicted model, not a curated record. The coding region runs from base 3619 to 5955 and encodes 778 amino acids. The transcript has 9 exons.